Molecule: messenger RNA, 1929 nt
Organism: Mycotypha africana
Lineage: Eukaryota; Fungi; Mucoromycota; Mucoromycetes; Mucorales; Mycotyphaceae
Product: SPT2 chromatin protein-domain-containing protein
Exons: 3
Coding region: 270-1757 (495 amino acids)
Biological process (GO): nucleosome assembly; regulation of DNA-templated transcription
Cellular component (GO): nucleolus
Molecular function (GO): histone binding; DNA binding
Source: RefSeq, a predicted model, not a curated record
AAAUGUCCGUUGCCUGAUAAAAAGACAGUUUCUUUUUCGUCAAUAUUUCUUAAUACAUUCUGACUCUACUAUAUCAAUUAUUAAUACCUUUUUCAACUUAUACAUAAUUAUACAAUAACUGUAAUACCAUGGGCGUUAUCAAGGUGAAUAUUUUUAUGCUAUACAAGAGGACUUGCUAGGUUUAGUAAUGUAAAGCUAAUUCUACUUUCUAUGUGUUCAUUUCUUAACAAUGAUAGAACGGUCAACCAGUUCAUGAUCUCAAUCAGUUGAUGGCGCAAGCAACAGCUAUAGCAGCAAAGCAAGAUGCGAAAUUGAUGGAACGCGCCAGAGAAAGACGUCGUCAGCUUGAAGCAAAAAUGCGUGAAGAAGAACGGUUGAAGCAUGAGAAAGCAGCCGCAGAAGCCAGGCAAAAAUUAAUUGAGGAGAAGAAAAGACAACAAGCCUUAGAACAGAAAAAACAACAGAAGCGACUUGGUACACAUAAAGCAACCUAUUCUGCAGCACUUAAGCCCAAAACGGGCCUCUCUUCAAGCGUACAAAAGAAAGUGCCUUCAGUAACAUUACUAGCCGAAAAGAAGAAACCUGUGCAUAUGUCCUUUGACGAAUUAAUGCGCAAGGCGAAAGAGCAAUCAACCGUUAAUGUUAAAAAAACUGGUAUAAAGUCCCCAAUAUUGCCCUCAGCAAGAAAGCAAUCAGCUUCACCACCUCACAAUAAAGAAAAGAAUACCCCCAGUAUAUAUCUUCGUCGCAAGCCUACCGCUUCCUCGAUCUCAUCUGUUCAAGCGUCAACUAAUAAUAGCGGCAACAGCAGCAGUACUCUUUCUGCUAGAGAAAGAGCCAAACAACUAUCUUUAGAACCUCCUAAGAAGAUUAUUUCACAAAAACGAGAUCGGCAAUCUAUUUCAGAAGUUCAACGCAGCCUACGGCACGCGAAAGGUAUAUUUUCUGAUGAUGAAGAUGACAUCAAUAAUACGAAACCCAGAGAUAGACGAUUAAUGCCACGUCGUGGUUCAGAUUCUGCAGCAUCAGCACAUGUACCAACAUCUAAAGCAUAUACCAGCGGUAGCAGUUUCCGCGCAUCAGCAGCAGCAGCAGCAGCAGCAGUAGCACCUUACUCUCAUUCACUGGUCAAUAAAAAAUCUUCGGCCUCAUCUCUAUCAUCAGCUGAGCGACGCAAGCGUCCUCUAUCACCAUUAGCCUCUCAAUCAAGAAAUUCAAAUCCCUCCACAGUUCCUUUCUCAUCAAAUGCCAACAGAUACUCUUCCGCAGCACUCAAUAAAAAACCAUCACAAACGCUUAAGAGAAAUACCUCAGCUACAGCAUCCACAUCCCUAUCUUCAAGAUUACCAUCGACAUCAGCAGCACCUAUCCGUCGUAUGCCAUUUACUGGUAAGCCUAUAGGUGCACCCGCUCGUACAGCAAGCAACAAACGUCGUCAUCGUGAUUACGAAGACGAAGAAGAAGACGAAGAACUGGCGUCUUUUAUCGUUAGUGACGACGAUAUCGAUGAAGACCCUGUUUAUACUAGUGACCAUUCGCGUAAAGCCAUUUCAAAUGAAAUUAGCAAAAUCUUUCGUUAUGAUCGGUCAAAAUACGCAAAUGAACCUGUCUUUUCUGAUGACGAUAUGGAAGCUAACGCAAGUGAAGUUCUCAGAGAAGAAAAACGUAGUGCACGUAUUGCUAGACGUGAGGAUUUAAUUGAGGAACAGAAAGAACUUGAACGAUUAAAGCGUCGCAAGAAGAAUAAUGUACAUUAGAAAAGUCUUGACCUUUCCCCCCCCUCAUAUCACUAUCUUACCGCUCGCUUGCUCAGCAUGCUGUAAGAUUCAUCUAUUACUUAUCCAGUGAAAACAGUUGAACUUUUACUACGUUUGUGCUAUUGACAACUUAAUAAAGUUAAAAGAAGAUAGUGUUUUAUGUUUCCUUGUA